AUGCUCGUAUCAACACUUCUAGUGGUUGCCUUUCUAAUCGCCGUGCUGAGUCCGUUACCUGAGGUGGCCAUAUGGCACGACGAUAAUGACACCUGGACGAAUUACACUGGUAUUAAACUCGGCAGUGGGCAUGUGCCAUGCACGGAUAUUCCGCCAGCCAGCGAUGCUGUCUACAUAUCCCUUCUGCGGAUAUGCCAGCUCAACGUGGAUAUCGCCGUCUUUAUCCGAUUCGCCAUUCUCUUUCCGUUG
This is a messenger RNA of Anisakis simplex (herring worm), 249 nucleotides long. NCBI's taxonomy places the organism in Eukaryota, Metazoa, Nematoda, Chromadorea, Rhabditida, Anisakidae. The record is from the annotation of a GenBank genome assembly.